AGACAUCAGCCGAAAUCCUCCGUGCUAGUCAACUGGAGCCGCUUACGUUGUGCAGCAACCAGCGACAGUUUUGAACGACGGGAGGAGAGUCGACUGUUUGUAUUCAUUAUAAACCGGCGCUAAACGGGAGCGGUUGCUCGUUCAUCUUCGUUUUUAGUCUAACCGGUGUUCGGUAUUAAGUGUUUUCAUGUGGUGCAAUUUUCGGUGUUUGCGUGACGACUUCCAACUGGCGAAUCGCAUCAGUUGGCCCGGAGGGUCAUCGUCCGCGACGACACCCUCUGCUCCGUUAGCGCCAACUGUUUAGAAAAUGACCGGGGAGAAGAUCCGCUCCCAGCGCAAGGACCACAGGCCGAGUAAGGACGAGGAUUUACUGGAGCCGGACGAGGAGGCUGCGACCGGGACGUUCACCGCCUCCAAGACGAACAACAAGAGCAGGGCGAGUAAAAUCUUCAGCAAUCACAAGUUAAUCAAGUCGUCGUCCACACAGCAGCAGCAACAACAACAACAACAGCAACAGAAUCAACAGUCGCAGUUAAAUGCUAACACCCACACGCUGUCAACAUCGGAUGUUAUCGAUGACAACAACAAGAACCCCAUUAUCCGAACCGGGCAGGACUUCCCGGUGCACGAAUGUGUGUUUAAAGGAGAUGUCCGACGCCUGUCUUCGCUCAUACGGACGCAGAAUAUCGCCCAGAAAGACGUCCAUGGAAACACACCGCUGCAUCUCGCUGUUAUGAUGGGGCACAAAGAGUGUGCCCACCUGCUGCUGGCCCACAAUGCACCAGUGAAGGUGAAGAACGCUCAGGGAUGGAGCCCCCUUGCAGAGGCUAUUAGCUACGGAGACCGUCAGAUGAUCACAGCACUGCUGAGGAAGCUGAAGCAACAGUCCAGGGAGAGUGUUGAGGACAAGAGGCCCAAGCUGCUGAAAGCCCUGAAAGAGCUUGGCGACUUUUACUUGGAGCUUCACUGGGACUUCCAAAGUUGGGUGCCUUUGCUCUCCAGAAUCCUGCCUUCUGACGCGUGUAAGAUCUACAAGCAGGGCAUUAAUAUCAGAUUGGACACUACCCUGAUAGACUUUACGGACAUGAAAUGCCAACGCGGUGACCUCAGCUUCAUCUUCAACGGCAAUGCCAUCCCCUCCGAGUCUUUUGUCGUGCUGGACAACGAACAGAAAGUCUACCAGCGGAUACACCACGAGGAAUCAGAGAUGGAGACAGAGGAAGAAGUAGACAUCCUGAUGAGCAGCGAUGUUUACUCCGCCACGCUCUCCACCAAGUCUAUCACCUUCUCCAGGGCGCAGACUGGCUGGCUGUUCAGAGAAGACAAGACGGAGCGUGUGGGAAACUUCCUGGCAGAUUUCUACUCUGUGAACGGCCUGGUGCUCGAGUCCAGGAAGAGACGGGAGCAUCUGAGUGAGGAAGACAUCUUGAGGAACAAAGCCAUCAUGGAGAGCCUGAGUAAAGGAGGAAACCUCAUAGAGCAGAACUUCGAGCCGGCGAGGAGGCAGUCUCUAACUCCCCCGUUACCCAACACUAUAUCCUGGGAAGAAUACAUUACUGCUGACAACGGAAAAGCACCUCAUUUAGGAAGAGAGCUGGUCUGCAAAGAGAGCAAGAAAAACUUCAAAGCCACGAUAGCCAUGAGUCAAGACUUCCCUCUGGGCAUUGAAUCGUUACUGAAUGUUCUGGAGGUGAUUGCACCCUUCAAGCACUUUAAUAAACUCAGGGAGUUUGUGCAGAUGAAGCUCCCCCCCGGCUUUCCUGUCAAACUCGACAUCCCUGUCUUUCCUACGAUCACAGCCACAGUGACAUUUCAGGAGUUUCGCUACGACGAGUUUGACGCGUCCAUUUUUACCAUUCCCAACGAUUAUAAAGAAGACCCUAGCCGCUUCCCCGACCUUUAACCUCUCAAGCAGGAACAGGAAACAUAUGUACAACAAGGCAACAUUAUGCUACUAAACAUUCUUUUUGAAAUACAAAAGGAAAAACUAGCAAAACAGUGGUAAUGGCUUCUCGACAGUUUAUGGAUUCCACCCCCCCCACCCCCCCACCAUCCAGACUGAGUACAGACAGCAACACCACGACCAGAGUUUGAUCAUCAUGGCAAAAAUAACGGCAUCGUCCAGUGUGGCAUAUCGUCCAGACGUGGAUAUCUGAUGAGAGAUAUAAAAUGUCUCAUCAGUGAAAAGGGCAUUGAAGUUAAACCGAGUGGCAGCAGAGCAGGUGAGUUUUCUGAACAUGGGGUAUAAGUAGAAGACAUUAAAAGACAACCAGUUCAGUUGAUGCUAUGUAUUUAAGUAUGUAAGUAAUGUUUUUAAAGGGACUGUGUUUAACUGACCUGUAGUAAAGCACUGACAUUACUGUGCCAGAUGUUGGAGAGGAAUUCCACUAAAAAUGAGUUUUUAGAUUCUUUUCCUACUUAAGUAGAAAGAAAAUUCUCAAGGUACAAAGUUGUUCAGUUUAGCCAGUAAUACAAAAACUGUACAUAAUCUACUGCACACCUCUUAGACAGGUGUGCAGGGGAAUAAAAUCACAGCUUUUUUACACUCACUUCUUAAAUGUUAUCCAGUUUAGAAAUGUUCCCAAAGAUGUACUGUUAAAAUGUCACUUUGAAAUUUACAGAACUGAAAAUCAGUUGUGUAAAAUGUUAAGUCCAGCUGAUACUUUUGUAGGUUAAAAAAAAACAAACUAAAAAUCACUUUUUUUUUGUAGAAUUCCACUUUAACUCUGCACGUUAUAAAAAUUGUGUGUGAGUGUGUGUGUGUGUGUGUGUGUGUGUGUGUGUGUAACAAUAAUUUUCAUGGGCAUGGAGUAGCAUCACUGAACUUGUGGGCACUAUGUAGAUCCACUACAUUCAGUUGAGUUCAUAGACACUCGUGUUGUGACACUCAACCCUUAACUCCUGCAUUUUAAAUACGAUAGUUAAAUCAAGGCAACGCUAGAAAAAUGCUGCAGACUUUUAUGGUACAACAGUUUGUUUGUUUGUUUGAGUGGCAGCGAGUGUUAAGUUAUGACGUCCAAGCCUUUUGUUUCUUAUUUACACCUUUGUAAAUUGUGUAACAACCUGUACAAUCCUGCUAAAAAAAGAAGAUUGUACAGAAAGUAGAUGUUAGGGAAUGAAUGCCUACAACAUUUGUCCCAUUUUUACACAUAACAAGAACCAGGCUUUUCCCCUGCACAGUGUGUAAAUACAUGUUUUAUGACUUAUUGCUUUUGUCUUUUAUUUUACAUUUCCUUAUUAUUCGUGCCGAUGAGUUUAAGAUGUCCUCUGCAAGAGGAAGAGUUGUGGAUUUUUUUUUAAUGUAGCGUCACGUGAGUUAAUUUGAGAAUUAUUGGUUUGUAACAUGGUGGCAGUUAUUUUUGUACAUACUCGUGUUGUUUUGAAGAAAAAAAUGAAUCUCUUAAUUCUGUCAUUUUUUUCACCUCAUCCCACUGUAUCUGAUAAACUUUACAAACUUCCCUCAGGUGGGUGGAACCAACGAUCACUUCCACCAUGUGAAAAGCACAAAGCAGGAGGUUCUUAGGAAAAGUUAUUUUGUAGAAAGGCCAAGAGCCGUUCAUCGGAGGCUGGGGAAGUUUAAUGAGUCUUUCUAGAUGCUGUUGCUGUGGUUCAUGAGCUCUUAAUUACUUUGAAACAGGUGAUAUUAUGGUGGUUCAGUGGCUGCCCCUCGAGUUUGAAUGAACAAGCUUUGGUGGCUCAAAGUGUUGUUCUAUUAAUGUGGAUGCUGAACAUCAUGCCUAUUUAUAUCCAUAUUCAGUAUCAUAAUAACCAAAUACAGUACAUUUAAUUUUUAACAUCACAUUCCUCAGUUGUGGAAGUGCAGCUAAUGGAAGUGUGCCUCCUCGCUGACAUAAUGCUUUAACCUACAUUUAACUUUAAGCUCCUUCCUGACUUCAGCUGCUUGAAUUUUACAUGUUUUCUGUCAGAAAUUAUUCAUCCAUCUACAUGUCCGUUGUACAGCAAAAACUGUUGUAUAAGUCUGCGACACUAUUUUCAUAUAAAAUGUACUAAAAUAAAAAUUCCACAUAUCUAACUGA
Lates calcarifer (barramundi perch) is the source of this 4037-nucleotide messenger RNA. RefSeq names its product ankyrin repeat domain 13C (gene ankrd13c). The transcript has 13 exons. The coding region runs from base 308 to 1903 and encodes 531 amino acids. Gene Ontology annotation, molecular function: protein binding. Gene Ontology annotation, cellular component: cytoplasm. Lineage: Eukaryota; Metazoa; Chordata; Actinopteri; Centropomidae. The record is from RefSeq and is a predicted model, not a curated record.